This is a messenger RNA of Malus domestica (apple), 1656 nucleotides long. RefSeq names its product amino acid transporter AVT1H-like. The record is from RefSeq and is a predicted model, not a curated record. Gene Ontology annotation, molecular function: L-amino acid transmembrane transporter activity. Gene Ontology annotation, cellular component: vacuolar membrane. Gene Ontology annotation, biological process: amino acid transmembrane transport. Lineage: Eukaryota; Viridiplantae; Streptophyta; Magnoliopsida; Rosales; Rosaceae.
UUGAACCUUUUAGUUACUUAAAGUUUCGUUUCGUUUCGUAUCAAUUAUAAGCUAGCUUGUAGCUAUAACAUGAACAUGUGGAACAAAUUGUUUGGAAAAUCAAAAUCAAACUGCCUCCCACACCAAAAUCAAGUUAUUGUGAGCGAUGCAUUGCGGCGUGCGAAGUUGGCUUUGCAACAGCUGAGCUGCAAUGUAUGUCUGGAGGAAAACAAAGUUUGUAAGUGCGACCAAUGCUUUGAGAGCUGCAAGAGAGUCGCGGGUGCUGAUGAGCACCAUGCAGAGGCCAACAAUUCUGUUACUCAUUCUGUGAUCAACAUGACAGGGAUGCUCAUAGGUUUGGGACAGUUAUCAACUCCAUAUGCCUUAGAAACUGGGGGUUGGUCUUCUGCAUUCCUAUUAAUAGGACUUGGGAUAAUAUGUGCAUAUUGUUCUCAUCUCCUUGGAAAAUGUCUUGACAAACAUCCCAAGUCAAGAACCUACACAGAUAUUGGAUACAACGCAUUUGGAUCCAAAGGAAAAAUUCUAGCAGCAUACUUCAUUUACAUGGAGAUCUUCAUGGCUCUUGUAUCCUACACCAUCUCUUUGCAUGACAAUCUAGCCACAGUGUUCCCCGGGAUCCAACUCAAGGUUUCGUGGGCUAAGUUACCAAAAUCUCAGCUCUUAACCUUCAUCGCCAUCUUGGUAGCUCUCCCCAGUCUUUGGUUGAGAGAUCUCUCUUCUAUAUCUUUCCUUUCCUUCGGUGGUGUUCUCAUGUCACUCGUCAUUUUUAUAUCAGUGGCAUGCACCGCCAUUUUUGGAGGGGUGAAAUCGAACCACACCAUACCAGCCCUCCAGAUUCAUAACAUUCCUGCAAUAUCUGGCCUUUGUAUCUUCAGCUUUGCAGGACAUAUUGUUUUCCCCAACUUAUACAAGGCCAUGAAAGACCCAUCCAAGUUCACCAAGGUAUCAAUAAUAAGCUUCACUUUAGUGACAAUGCUUUACACAUCCCUAGCAUUCAUGGGAGCCAAGUUGUUUGGUCCUCAGGUGAAUCCUCAAAUCACUCUAAGCAUGCCUCCACAUCUUAUUGUGACAAAGAUUGCUUUGUGGGCAACUGUGCUGACACCAAUGACCAAAUAUGCUCUUGAAUUUGCACCGAUGGCUAUCCAGCUUGAGCAUAACCUUCCUCAAUCUUUGAGUUCCAGAACAAAGUUGCUCAUCCGGGGCAGCAUUGGUUCAGUGCUACUUCUAUUGAUUCUAGUACUAGCUCUCUCUGUCCCAUAUUUUGAGUAUGUUCUCAGCCUCACUGGAUCGCUUGUAAGUAUUGGCAUUUGUGUCAUUUUCCCUUGUGCCUUCUACCUCAAGAUAUGCUGGGGUCAAAUUUCAAGGCCUCUCCUGGUCCUCAACCUCACUCUAAUUGCAUUUGGCCCCCUCCUUGGUACAGUUGGAACCAUUUCCUCAUCAAAGUUGCUCCUAAUACACCUCAGCAGAGCUCACUCAGCCUGAAGAAGAUGAACCAAUCAUCUCAUACAUGCCAAUAAACUAAUUUGCUUUUCCCUCUGGGAUGAGUGUUGUGUCUCUAUUUUCUCCUUUGAUAAUCUUUUAGCUUUUUCAUUUUUCAUGUAGUAUUUUUGAAGAUAAAGCUCUAUACACAUGUAUCUACGGGUGUCAUCAUAUGAA